AUGGACAUUGAAAAGGAGAAAGAUUUUAUUGUGAGGAGACGAAAGAAACAACAGAACGAUGUUUCAUGGCGUCAUAAUACUAUUACGGAUAAAUGUGGUGCCUCGUUUGAAUCUGCAAAUGCGAUGGUCUUGGCAGAAAGGUCUUUAUUUGUUUGGCUGCUCCUGUUUAGAAUACUAAAUGCAAUUCUCAUCAAGACUUUUUUUGUCCCUGACGAAUUCUGGCAGGGACCAGAAAUUGCUCACAGAGUGGUAUUUGGUUAUGGUUACUUAACAUGGGAAUGGAAAGAAGGCCUCAGGGGCUGGACUUCGCCACUGAUCUUUGCAGCAAGCUAUAAGUUGUUAGCUGUUCUUGGAAUGGACUCUGCAAAAACUCUUGUUGUGGUACCCAGGUUGGUUCAGUCAUUUUUUGCCGCAUUUGGGGAUUUGUUUUUGUACAAGCUGGCAGUUAAAAGGUUUAAUCUUCAAACUGGUAGAUGGACGCUUAUCUGCUACUUAAUGUCCUGGUUCACAUUCUACAGUGUGACAAGAACUUUGACAAAUUCUUUAGAAACUGUUCUAACAACAAUAGCCCUUUAUUACUGGCCUUGCGACAUAAAAAAGGAAAAUAAUGCUAAAGAUGUCGUUAAAGCUCUCAGUUUUGCAGCUUUUUCUUGCAUCAUCAGACCAACUGCCGCAAUAAUUUGGAUCCCACUAUGUAGUUGGUAUUUAAUUUUCUCACCAAACAAACUAGGAUUUAUAUUUAGAUGUGUUGUACCAGUUGGAAUGAUGGCCCUGUUGUGGUCACUGAUUUUGAACAGUUGGUUUUAUGGAAAGAGGACACUAGUGGAGCUCAAUUUUGUCAAGUUUAAUGUCAUUAAUGACAUGGGGACGUUUUAUGGAAGUCACCCGUGGCACUGGUAAGUAGCGUGGGUUAAUUACUACAUAUUAAGUGCCACCCUCGAAUAAGCGCUGUGUUUGGGAGAAAAAUAAUAAGCACUGCCCCCAAAUAAGCACCACGGCCCUGAUAUAAUCAAAAUUAAUUUAUUUAUGUUAGUUUAAUUAUACAGAAAUUAAUAAUACUGUAGUUAAAAUAAUAUUGCAAAUUUUACGGUAGUUUCUGCUUUUAUCUUUUACAACCGUGCAAUUUUACAAGACUUGUAGAUCCAAAUAUUAUCAUAAAUGGAGAUCUUUUUAGAGGUUUCAGAUUUUUGCUAUACAGUUAAACCUCCACCUUUUAACAGCCACCCUCUAGUAAGUUGCCGCAAUCGAAGUCCCAAGUAAUUAUUACUUGGGACUUCGAUUGCCGGCAACAAAGAAUAGGGAAAUAAACCUCUAAUAGGCAGCCCCUGCCACCUUUUGGCCGUCACCUCUAUCAAGCGCUUGAUACACUUAGUUGGCUUAUAGAAGGUGAUAACUGAUUGUGGACGAGUAAUGUUUCCCUCAUCGCGCAUUUGUUUCAAAUUAAAGUGAUGUUUCUGCUAAAGAUUAUGCUCAUUUCUGACAAACCUCUAUUAAGAGGCCAACCUCCAUUAAGCGGCCACUGACUGGUACCCCAAGAGUGGCCACUUAAUGGAGGCUCAACUGUAGAAACAUUCUGUGACCCUAGUCUUAAAUCUUGAUUUCUAAAUAGUCCUUUGUGAGGUGGAAUUAACUGUUGUCAAUGUUUUGAUAUUGCAAUAAUAUUUAGGUACUUGACCCAAGGUUUUCCCGUAGUAAUGUUUACACACUUGAUUCCUUUUCUUGGUGGAAUUUGCAAAGCCAGUUCAAGACAGCAAACACUAGCAUGGCUCAUCUUAUGGACCAUUUGUAUUUACAGGUUUGUAAAAUUUUUAUAUUCACAAACAGGAAUAGCAUAGAGUCUGACAGGCACAAAGCAUACAAGCCUUACACGUGCAUUGGUGUAGGGGCUUGUUUUUUGCAUCUCUUAUCAGUCUUACUCUCUCACUGUCUUCACCCUCACUUUAGACCUUUUAUUUGACUGCUCACAUUUUCAUGACCUGUGCUAAAAUGUGGACAGUAAUUAUGGACUGGUUUGCAGUCUAUACUUUAUUUGUUUUGACAGACAUUUAACAGAAUCAACUUAAAGUAUACUGAUCUCAUGCAACAUUAUUUUUUACAGCUUCCUUGGCCACAAAGAGUUCAGGUUCAUUUUUCCUGUGGUGCCUAUGGCAAUGUGCUUCUGUGGUCUCUUCCUAAGCUCUCUUUGUGAGCCUAUUCUAACCAAAGAAGAGCAAUCCGCUGAUCAUGGCUUCUUGGCAGGGCUUCUUUGGUCUGGAUGGAAAGCAAGGUCACUGAUGAUGUUUUUAGCUGUAACAAAUAUUCCAUUGAUGCUUUACACCAGCACUGUACAUCAGAGAGGAACUAUUGAUGUCAUGGAUUACAUUCAAGUUGAAAGUGCAAAAAUUAGAAAGGAAAAUGAAAUGUUGGUGUUGUUUUUGAUGCCAUGCCAUUCCACACCAUUUUAUAGGUACGGGACAUUGUGUUAUUUUGUUUUAAUUUGCAGGUAGUUAAAUAUUGACCAAUUUUCAUGAAAAUGUAGACUCCCUUCACCAUGUCACUUUCCUUAAGGAAUGAAUUUUGGAAAGCCCUAGCGAAAAUAAUUAUCAAGAGAAAGAAAACAAACAAUGUAAUUUUAUAAAGGUUUGAGGAAUCAAAGGGAAAUACUACAACUUUAAGUAUCAGUAAUUUCUUUGACUUUAAUUUGGUUUGCUUUAUUAUAUCUAGAUUGAUUGUUGAUCAGAAAAAAAUGGUUUUAGUUGCUUCAUGGUGUUGUUGAUGAUUAUUUUUAUUUUUUAAUUGUUUUUGCAAAACAUGUAUAAUUUGAAGAAAACUGAGGGGCUGAGGCCAGGGUAAAACUAAUAAAAUACCAAUAAACUCUCUCUGGCUAAAAUUUUCUUUUGUCCUCCUGACCGCAACUUCUUCAACAUGCAAAAUGAUGAAUCAAGAAAGCAAAAAAAUUCUAAACUAUAGUGUGACAAAACACGAAUACAACAGAAUAAAUUCACAUAAGAAUAAGAAUUAAGAAAGAAUACAUUAAGAAUUUCAGCUAAGAACAAUUACAUUAAUGAGGCCGAUUAGGGUGCACAAAAUGUUAAUAUUAUUGCACGCUAUCUUGGUAAAGUUAUUUAAGUGUAGCUUCUUGUCAGUUUUGUUCACAGAAAUAUCAGCAUGAGAAUAUUAGAAUGUCCACCAAGUGAUGAGCAAGGUUACAUUGAUGAAGCUGAUCAGUUCUUCAUGAAUCCCUCUUCUUGGCUAAUCAAACACUUUGGAAACUCUCUGAACAAUGAAGAACAAGACCAUCUUCCUACUCAUAUUGUCAUGUACAAUGCGCUGUUACCAGUUAGUUAUUUAUGUUAUUGUUUUAUUUGCCUGUGUAAAUACAAUAUUAUUGUAGCAAAAAUCACACUAAAAAAAAUCCAAAUCUUAAGACACAUUGGAGACUUCAAAGGCUUGACACAAUUCAGCAGGCAGAGCAUGCUUUUUUCAUCCUUGAUUACAGUCAAGCCAGGUCAAGCGUACCCCACAAGAUUCCAUUAAUGAAUUUAUUAUUAAUACGAAAGUUGAAUCCGUGGGUGGUUGUUGAUUCAUCUCUGUGUUCUUGCAUGCAUAAUGAGCCAUGAAUUCACACGCGAUUCAGUUAUGAAAUUUCUACCAGCUCAGUUUCCCUGAAUUUGAUGUAAAUGCCUUCUAAGAAAUUUCAUCCAUUCAAAGAUUUUCAAUCUGGCCAACUGCAGACAAGUUUUCGUGAAAUAUUCACUGCUCAUUACACAUGCAGGAAUGCCGAGGAUUUGAAUGUGACACUAGUUACGAGAACGACUAAUGGAUUCCUUUUUUUCAAAUAAUUAAUUCAUUAACAGAAUCUUGAGGGGUAUGCUUGACCUGCCUUGACUGUAAGACAAGAGUUCUGCUUAAAGUUGGUGGAAAUCCUUAGCCCAUGGCCCUUAGUGACAGCCCUGGUAUAAAGCAAUAGAGACCUUUAGAUUCUAAGACGAGUAAGACAACUUCUAACUACAAAGUCGUGCACGUGCGUGAACCAACAUCAUUUUGGUGGGAAAACGUGAUAGUCGUCGUCAUUCUGCUACAAGUUUUAGCAAGAAUGUCAUGUUAGUGGGACACAAGUUAUUAAGCGUUAUAGGUUUCACUAUUUUGCCGCUGGGAGAUAACUUAACCUACUUCAAUAAAGAUAACAGUGCUAAUUUUUUUGGACAAAAGGAUGUACAAGAAGCUGUCCAGGGUGUCUAUUAUUUGAGAAAACGUGAAAAAACUUUAAGUUAAAUCUCGUACUUGUAGUCUUUCUCGUCCUAGAAUCUAAAGUUCUCUAGUAUCUAUCCACAAAAUUUUACCCCAAAAUUUGCAUAUUACUCCUAUGCUAUUAGCAAACAGUUACUCCUGCCAUCAAAUAAAUAUAAUCAUUAUAUAUAGCCCAUGUUCAGCAGCAGCCUAGACAAAGUGCUAACCUCCUUUAACUUAUGUUAUCUUUUUUAAUCGUUGUAGGAUGUUGCAAUGAUUUUGGACAAGUUUCUGUACAAACAGGUAACUUAAGUACAAUAAUAUCAAAAUUAUAAUUGUAUUUCCUGAGAGAUGAUUGUUUCUAGCAUUAAGAAAAUUGAAGGCUAGAAGCAUUUUGCUGUAUUGCCAUCUAUUAUCGAUUUUCCUAUAGAAUUUUGUUGUGUCUAACUUUGUCUUGAGUGAAAGCAUUGCUUAGUGUACCAGUGCUUGUCAAUGCAUUCUUUUAAUGUAAUUCCCUAGAAAACAAACCUGUGAGACUGUGAUAGAUAAUUUUCAAAGAAACUUGGUUCAGGCUCUGGAAGAACAAUGCAGUGCAGUUGACCUGGUUCUCUUUUUCUUUUUCAGCAAGCAAUGUUCUUUCACACCCAUUUUCCAGAUGAAAGGAUAGGAUCAGAAGUAUUGGUAUAUAGCAGAGAAAAACCACCUGAAACUAAGGAAAAAGCUUAG
Porites lobata is the source of this 4935-nucleotide messenger RNA. The record is from the annotation of a GenBank genome assembly. Lineage: Eukaryota; Metazoa; Cnidaria; Anthozoa; Scleractinia; Poritidae.